AAACAGGUUGCCCUGGAAGUGUUCAAAACCCAGGCUGGAUGAGGCUCUGAAUAACUUCCCUUUUGGUGUUCUCAUCAAGUAAGACACUUCCCUGCAGGUUGCUUGUUCUGUUUUCAGAUUCCGGGGUUGAAAGUAUUCCCAAGGAGGGGAGAAAGCUGAGCUGGAAUUCCUGAGCUGGGGUACGCUGGGAAAGCGUAUUUAGGACCGACUGCCUCAGGGACAGCCACGCAAACCUGAGUGUGCUCUUCCCUGUGCUCUUCCAGGUGGCCCAGGAGCUUGGACUGAGCCAGCAGUUCCCUUCCCACAUGUUUCCUCAACAGGGACUUUCCUCAAGAGCCCCUGAGGCAUGGCAGGAGGCAAAAGAACACAAAGAACGAUCCCAGAGUGGCGCAGAUAGAGCGAGCCGUAAACGGAAAGCAGGAAGCCUUGGAACUGUGUCCGGGACAAAAGCAGAAACACCAGCAGAGAGCGGCACAGGGCCAUUCCCGAGCGCUCCGCUUCACAUCCCUCUCUCUAGGCUCAGGGAAAUAGAAGCGGAGCUGAUUUGCGCCGACGAGGCGGACACUGAGUUCGAGUCUGGCGAGCCGGUGGCGCCAGCAGUGCCACCAGCAGUGCCACCAGCAGCGGCUCAGCCCCCUGGCCAAGCCCCAGGGGACAGCCGGUGGCACCGCGCUGGUGCAGGGCUGCAGGCGGCCCUGCGGGAAGGCAGCGCUCGGUGCCGGCAGCGGGAUUUUGCAGCGGCUGCGGCCAAGUUCUCCACGGCACUGGAGCUUUGCAGUAAAGGCUUUGCUAUAGAGGAUCCCUUGAAAUCCUCCCCAGAUGAUAUUUCCAGGCUUGCCAGUUGGAUCGAGUCAAAGCUCGUCGUCUGCUACUUAAAACUGGAGCAGCCUGGUCUUGCUCUGCAUCAUUCACACAGGAGCAUCAUUCAGAACCCCUCUCACUUCUGCAAUCACCUGCGCCAAGCCACUUGCUUUCGGUGCCUACACAGAUACUCGGAGGCUGCCAGGAGUGCCAUGGUCGCGCAGUGUCUGUAUGUCCUGGCUGAAGGUGCGGGGCUGGAGACCAGUGACCUCCUCCAGCUGUACUGGCAGGCUAUGAUUCAAGAAGCCAUCCGUGGAGAAAGUUCUUUUUCGGCUCUGUAUACACCUUUUGAGAAAGAGGACAAGGCUGACAAAAUAAAGGAGGCAAACAAAACCUUUGCUGAGAAGCACCCUGACUAUGUACAGCACAUAUUUACAGAUCCUCAUGGAAUUCACCUGUUGCCAGAGAAGGCUGAAUCUCAUCCUGACCAGCAGUACUUACUGACUCUGGGCUUUAGAAACAAAGAGAUUGGAAAAACUGUGGAGAAGUUUGUAACUCGAAAACUGCCAGUCUUUCCAGGACAGAAAAUAACUUUCAGUCCCAGCAUGGAGGAAGCAGCAGAAACAUUUUGGCAGAACACUGGGGAAAGGAUCAUGGCAGCCAUGGCUUUUCUAGGAAGCACCAAGAUAAAGGAUGAGCGUGGCCCGUGUGCACAGGCCAUUGAGCAGUUCCAUCAUGCCAGCCUGCUCAGCCACCUGCAGAGAGGGGAGGAACAGGCCCAGGUAAUGACCCAGGCGAUGGCUGAGCUGGCAACUGUUCCCUACCUGCAGAGAGUCUCUGAGGAGGAUGACAAGCUGCUGCAGUCACUGAUGGCAGAUGCCAUGGACAUCCUGGCUGGAAGAACUGGGGAGCAUGUGUGGACUAAAAUACAGAAGGUGGCACUAAUUGAAGAGUACUUGAGGGAAGGAGAAGAGCAUUACUUAAGAACUCCACGUGUGCAAAUACCUGGAAUGGAAAACAUCAACUGGACUCCAAGGGGACAGAAAUACUUGAGACUGGAAAAUACAAACAUGUUCAUUCCCAACCCACGAAGCUUAGCCACGGGUCCAAAAAAAAGACACAUUGUUUUUGCAAAAAGUUGAUUUUGUAGGUAUUUUGUCGCCAUUCAUACCAAUUUGAUAGAUGUUAAUCUUAUUUUACAUUGUAUUAACUUGAAGUUGCAUUAAUUUAAAUUUAAAUUGUAGCCAAUUGUAUUAAACUAUAUAAAUUUAACUUGUAUUAGCUUAAAUUUAAGUGACAUUAAGUAGUAUUUACUUGCAUUAACUUUA
Messenger RNA from Parus major (Great Tit), 2129 nucleotides. RefSeq names its product spermatogenesis associated 16 (gene SPATA16). The transcript is spliced from 11 exons. Bases 306 to 1943 code for a protein of 545 amino acids. Gene Ontology annotation, biological process: spermatogenesis. The record is from RefSeq and is a predicted model, not a curated record. Gene Ontology annotation, cellular component: Golgi apparatus. Lineage: Eukaryota; Metazoa; Chordata; Aves; Passeriformes; Paridae. Gene Ontology annotation, molecular function: protein binding.